Chinchilla lanigera (long-tailed chinchilla) is the source of this 1980-nucleotide messenger RNA. RefSeq names its product chromosome unknown open reading frame, human C7orf55 (gene Fmc1). NCBI's taxonomy places the organism in Eukaryota, Metazoa, Chordata, Mammalia, Rodentia, Chinchillidae. Bases 1404 to 1817 code for a protein of 137 amino acids. Gene Ontology annotation, cellular component: mitochondrion. The record is from RefSeq and is a predicted model, not a curated record. The transcript has 3 exons.
CUUGGGGACACUGGAGUCACUUAGAGAUUUUAAGCAAAGGGAAAGGUCACUGAGGCUCAGAAGUGACUUGUUUGCAUAUACAGUAAGAUUCAGAAUCAGAAAACGAACUAACCCCACAGUACUUGUAAUCCCUAAUGAGUUAAUUACAAUUUCCCGUGGUCCAAAGUUUAUUGCUGACCCGCCGAUCGCGUGCGCUUCUGCCACACCUCGGAUCCCGCGGAAAUGGCCUCCACGCUGCAACCGGAAACAGAAACUGAUCGCUGCGGACGCCGCCUAACGGCCGGUGGGAGCGAAACUAAGUCCGGAAGGUCGCCACACCGGAAGGGGCCAGGCCAUUUCCGGUAACAACCUGACCGAGCGAAGCCUCAGAGGACAAAUCUCCAAAGCCCGGCCAGUUGCCCAGAGCGCUCGGCUCCGCGACAUCGGGUGCGCGCUUUUGCGCGGGCGCGGAGCUAUGGCGCAGGCGCACGAAAAGUCGUGCGCGUGCCCGCUCAGCGUCCCCUACAGCGGUCCUGUUUGCAGGGUAAAAGCCUUCAGCGCUGGAACGCAGGCUUUCGGUCUCUGAACUACAAUUCCCAGCAUGCUUGCCCCUCAUGUCGCUGCUAGGUGUGGUUUCCCAGGAUAGGAUAAAAAGCUUAAAAGACGAUGACGCACCAGAAAGAAAAAGCUGAACAAGCUGCUUAAGCAGGCCACUUGCAGAAGCCCCAGUGGCCUAAUGGAUAAGGCAUUGGCCUCCUAAGCCAGGGAUUGUGGGUUCGAGUCCCAUCUGGGGUGGCUGUAUUUUUCUAAUUCUAAACACUUUCUCCCUUAUGCUAUUGUACACAAGUGUUGCCCACUUGAUUUUACUUUUUUUUGAACAGGAAGAGUGCACUGUGGUUUUACUAGUUCUUGGGCUGCUGUUUGAGAGAACCAGGACACUCCGUUUCCUUCUAGCCGCAGUCUCCACCAGUCUUUUCGGAAGUCGGUCAAUGUGUUGGACACCGACAGCCCUUCUAGAAACCGUUUUAAAAUAUCUUCAUGACGUGUGUUACAACGAACCCCCACCGAUUCCCGCAGGCCCGAGUCUCCCGAGACUCGGCCGUUGGGCAGUCACGGCGUCUUGCGUGAUCCGGACCGGGAAGGGCCUGCUUCUCCCCGGCUUCUCUCCGGCACCGGCGACACUCGGCUUUCUACUGCUUCCCCUUAAUCCGUCGGGGCGCGCUCGGCGUUCGAUUCCUGCGGCUGCGCCAAUCCAGGAAGUGCGCGUCCCACUGCCGGCCAAUGCGUGGCAGUCCUAGGACCUUGGCCUUUUUCGUCCCUUCCGGCGCCCGGGGCCGACCGCACGGGGACGCGACUGGCGAAGGGGAGAGAGGACGUUAGAGGCGCGGGCGCCGCCGGGAGGCAGGCUCUGGAAGGGCUGGAAAAUGGCGGCCUUAGGGUCCCCGGCGCGCACUUUGCGAGGCCUUCUGCGGGAGCUGCGCCACCUGAACGCGGCCACCGGGCGACCCUAUCGCGACACCGCGGCCUAUCGGUACCUCAUGAAGGCUUUCCGUGCUCAUCGGACCCCUGCCUCUACAUGUGCACCUAUCCCCACGGCGUCCACCCCUUCCUCACAGCCUCAGCACUCAGAACAAGUGACCAGUGAGAAGCUGUGCAGAGCCCAGCAUGAGCUGCAUUUCCAGGCGGCCACCUACCUGUGCCUCCUGCGCAGCGUCCGGGAGCACCUGGCCCUGCACCAGGAGUUCCACGGCAAGGGUGAGCGGUCGGUGGAGGAAUCUGCAGGCUUGGUGGGUCUCCAGUUGCCCCGUCAGCCUGGAGGGAAGGGCUGGGAGCCGUGAGCAUGGACAGAUGCUUUGGAUGCCACUGUCUGAGGAGAGUUUGAUCAUUUCUGCCAAUAUGUAUUUAUCAUUAAAUUUUUUUUUAAAGUUUAGGGUUUCUGUCUUGUCAUCUUGUUGACUGAGUGAUUAAGGGAAUAAAGUGGAGGUUUCAUCUUAACUGUCA